Messenger RNA from Eruca vesicaria subsp. sativa (arugula), 1484 nucleotides. The record is from the annotation of a GenBank genome assembly. Lineage: Eukaryota; Viridiplantae; Streptophyta; Magnoliopsida; Brassicales; Brassicaceae.
UAGAAAAGUAGAAAAUUCCAGUUCGAGAAAGAUCUCCAAAACCCUAUCUGGUGAACCUUAACUCUUUCUUUUUGUUUUUGGUGAAUCUUAUCUCUGUUUCUAUUUUGUCUUUCGUCCCUGUGAAUUAGGCAUAGCUGUGGUUACGUAUCUGUCUAUGAUCUCGGCUAUUCAAUGAAAGAAGAGAUUGUCAUCAAAGGCGAUGAGAAGAGCAAGAGGAGGAAAAAUGAGAAGAAGACAAAGAAGAGACGAUUUCGUGGCGCCAGAGAUUCCUUUUGAUCUCAUGAUCCAUAUCCUGGGGAGAUUGCCUGCUAAAUCGCUUAUGAGGUUCAGGUGUGUCUCAAAGCUUUGGUCUGGUCUGAUCCGUUCCAGAUAUUUUACCAACCUUUAUCUCACGGUUGCAUCAUCUCGAUUGCUACCACGACCACUUGGUCUAUACAUGAGUUUGGUGGAAAACAACUCUAAUGAUUAUUUGGAACUCUGGGAAUAUCCUAGAAAGCAUCAACUGCUAUCAUUAAGGUUAUCUUCGUCUAUUAAUAGUUCUGAAUCAUCUUUAAAACCUGAAUUGACUUUCCCAGGGAUGGGAGGACACAAGAUGGUGGUUCUUCGAGGUUUGAUUCUAUAUUCUCUUUGCAGAAAAGCAUGUAUCUAUAAUCCUACAACUAGACAAGAUGUAAUCUUACCCGCCAUCAAAUCCAAAAUCCUUGACCAAAGAGAACCUAAGUACGUCCACUACUUUUUUGGACAUGACCCUGUUCAUGAUCAUUACAAAAUUGUCUGCACUAUUGUGAUACACCCUCGAGAUCGUGGGAAGAUAACCUCUGAGCAUUGGGUCUUCUUAUUGGAACCCGGAGGUUUUUGGAAAAAGGUUGAGUAUGAUGAUCAACCUCACAUGCCUACAAGAGAAGGAUUCUGCAUCAACGGAGUUAUAUAUUAUCUAGCUUUCACUCAUACAUGUCGCGAUAACGUGUACUGUUUUGACGUUAGGUCUGAAGAGUUCAGUAAGAUCCAAGCACCCCUUGAAGUCUCUGAGUUUGGUCAGUCAGUGGGUUUUAUAGAGCAUGGUGGAAAACCUGCACUCCUUGAUUAUACACAUAUUGGAGAAACUGGUGUGUCGGAGUUGUGGGUAUUGGAGGUGGAUGGUGGAACAUGGUUGAGGAAGUCUCUGGUUUUGAAGCCUUGUCAGAGACAUUUAGUAGAUGACAUUGACAUUUUGGAUUUGAGUGUCCAUGGUACGGGUCAGAACGAUGAGGUUAUCUUGGCGUUGUGUUGGCCUUGUUACCUUCUCUGUUACGAUCUGAUAAAAAAUGAUUUGAGAAAGGUUAUUAUCAACAGAGAAAUAACACCGGACCAGCAUUUGUUCGUGUAUGUUAAGGUUAUGGAUAAGUGUGAAAACAUCAUGCACUUAGAACUAUAAGAUUAUUAUUAUCAAAUAUGUUUGACUAGUGUUGUACUCCCUCCGUUCCAUAAUAUAAGAUGUUCUAGAG